This is a messenger RNA of Hippocampus zosterae (dwarf seahorse), 1165 nucleotides long. Its product is annotated as cathepsin O-like. Gene Ontology annotation, molecular function: cysteine-type endopeptidase activity. Lineage: Eukaryota; Metazoa; Chordata; Actinopteri; Syngnathiformes; Syngnathidae. The transcript is spliced from 8 exons. Gene Ontology annotation, cellular component: lysosome. Bases 16 to 1131 code for a protein of 371 amino acids. The record is from RefSeq and is a predicted model, not a curated record.
UGUCUGUUCGAAGGAAUGCCACUACAUUCUCCUUAUCAAGUUUACCUUUCGCGACGUUCCCAUUUCCGCAAGUCCCAAGCGUCUCAUUACCGUCACGCGAAGUUUUCUGGGCCCAAAAUGAAUGUGUACCACUUGUACACCGUUGCCAUGGCGACAGUUUUCGCCGUCGUCGCCCCAUCGUGUUGCCAAAACGCGAGUUGGGACGAGGAACUGAAGCAUUUGAACUCCGUGGCGGGUGAUUUUACUCCAUUUGGGGGUCGUUCCGACCUCGUCUACAAAGGUAAAGGAGAGUUUGAGAGCUGCAACCGUUGCUUUCAGAAUGCUACAGAGCGUCAUGUGUACCUCAACUCAUUUUCUACACAACCUCAGUCUGCCAAGUACGGAAUCAAUCAGUUCUCCUCCCUCUCACCUGAGGAAUUCCGUGAUUUGUACCUGCGAGCAAUCCCAGAGCAUGCUCCGCCAUUUUUUGGAUCCAAAACCAAGGAGAUGCCGGCCAAAUUUGACUGGAGGGACCGAGCAGUUGUGGCACCUGUCCAGAACCAGCAAGCGUGCGGGAGCUGCUGGGCAUUUAGUGUGGUAGGCGCCAUGCAAGCGGCCAAGGCCAUCGCAGGCAUGCCGCUGGAGGAGCUGAGCGUGCAGCAAGUCAUCGACUGCUGCUUUCAAAAUGGAGGCUGCAAUGGAGGCUCCCCAACCAAAGCUCUCCUUUGGUUGCAGAGGACCAGAAUGAAUCUGGUGCCACAGUCUGAGUACCCCUACAAGGCCAAGAAUGGAAUGUGUCACUUCUUCUCCCAUCCUAAAGUGGGCGUUGCCUUGAGAAACUUCACCACCUUCGACUUCAGUGGUCAGGAGGAGGCAAUGAAGGCAGAGCUGGUGGAGAGGGGUCCUCUGUCUGCUGUCGUGGAUGCUGUCAGCUGGCAAGACUACUUGGGAGGAAUCAUCCAGCACCACUGCUCCAGUCACUGGCCCAACCACGCCGUGCUGGUGGUGGGAUAUGAUGCCACGGGAGAAAUUCCCUUCUGGAUAGUGCAAAAUUCCUGGGGCACCGACUGGGGAAACGAGGGUUACGUUUAUGUCAAACUCGGCAGCAAUCUUUGCGGCAUCGCGGAUUCUGUGGCAGCCGUGUUGGUUUGACAUGAUGCAAAUAAAUGACUUUACCAAGGCGUCA